AUGGUGCCAACCACUAGGAGCCUGCCGCCGCACCAUGACUCCAGCGGCAAGAACAGCAAGCCGCUGUCGUACUACGACCCAGGAUACUACAUCGCCGCCCAGCUGGAGGCUGCGCAAGGCGCCGACAUCAAGCAGCAGCCGUCAAGGUUCCCUCGGCGGCUAGCCAUGGCCGAUGAGGACAACGCCGAGGCGGCCGGCACGAGCUCGCGGGGCGGCGGCAGCGGGGACGACGAGGACGCGGGCGGCGACAAGGACUGGCUCCAGCUGGGCCUCGGUGCCAUGGCAUCUUCCUCGUCCUCCUCCUCCGCCGGCGGCGACAACGACGCCGCCAAGUCUCUGGCGCCACCGGCUGCGCUGGACCUAUUCAGCAGCAGCAAGCAAAGCGCGAGCAGGAUGAGCCGGCCGUCGUUGUUCCCGCUGCCCAUUAGGAGCUACCCCUCCCAGUCCCAGUACGGCCACGACCGGUACCGGCCAACGACGGCGGCGAGCGGGUACAUGACCCCGGUGCCGCCGUUCUUGCCGUUUGCGCGGCCUCUGAGGAGCUGCUCCUCCGAUCUCUUGAUGCGAGUGGUCAGCCCGCCGCCGCCCAGAACGGAGGCCGCCGGCCUGUGGCUAACACUUCAGGCAGCUCCCAACCAAGUUAGAGAGCCCAUUUUGCCUCAGAUACCAAAGAGCUACUUAAGAAUCAGGGAUAGCAACAUGAAGGUGGAAGUGGUGCUAAAGUACUUGGCUGAUAAGCUAGGACUCACACAAUCUCAACAGUUGGAGCUGACAUGUAGAGGGCAUCUCCUUCCCCCGUUCCUGCUGAUGAAACACGUGAGAGACAGCAUCUGGUGCGGCUCACCGGCGGCAAUGGAGGACGAGGCCGCUCUCUCCGGGAUCCCACCUCGGCGCUCACCCGGAGAUGCAGUCACCACUACUGACCAUGUCAUGACACUCUUUUACAGCACAGCUAGGAAUCAUUAGCUAACUAGUCGAAUGAUUGAUCCAUCAAAUGCCCCUCUGAUUAAUUAAUUAAUUAAUCAACACCCGAUGAGUUCUUUGAUUUCUUCUUCUACUCCCUCUCCUCUCUGUCUCUGAUCUGGCUAUAACUGAAGCUUGAUUUUCCAAGAUUAAUCAGCCAACUAACCAUGAAUCAUACUCUCUUUUUUUCUGUUUUCUUUUGCUUUAAUUCCCUAUGCAUCUCUUCUGUG
Messenger RNA from Lolium rigidum, 1193 nucleotides. Its product is annotated as protein LAX PANICLE 2-like. The transcript is spliced from 5 exons. Gene Ontology annotation, biological process: multicellular organism development. The record is from RefSeq and is a predicted model, not a curated record. NCBI's taxonomy places the organism in Eukaryota, Viridiplantae, Streptophyta, Magnoliopsida, Poales, Poaceae. Bases 1 to 966 code for a protein of 321 amino acids.